Messenger RNA from Thecamonas trahens ATCC 50062, 2479 nucleotides. RefSeq names its product serine/threonine protein kinase 1. Gene Ontology annotation, molecular function: protein kinase activity; ATP binding. NCBI's taxonomy places the organism in Eukaryota, Apusomonadida, Apusomonadidae. Gene Ontology annotation, biological process: protein phosphorylation. The record is from RefSeq and is a predicted model, not a curated record. The transcript has 3 exons. The coding region runs from base 1 to 2463 and encodes 820 amino acids.
AUGACCACGGCGACCACACGAUCCGGCAAGUCAGGCAAGUCGGGCAAGUCGGGCAAGUCGGGCAAGUCGCGCACGUCGGGCAAGUCGCGCAAGCCGCAUAGGUCGGGACGGCGACGGAGGCGGUCGAGGACUGCGUUCACUGGCUCGGCGUCGGUAGCACAGUCACCACCGCCGCGACUCGCGCCGGCUCCGCUGCCGGCUCCGCUGCCGUCAGUGUCAUCGUCAUCGUCUUCAUCGCAGUCGCAGUCGCGGCCGCGGUCGCAGUCGCGGUCGCGGUCGCGGUCGCAGUCGCGGUCGCAGUCGAGCGGGAGCAGCUCUCACUCGGGGUCGGAAGACAGAGCAACGGCGCCAGUCCUCGAGUCGUUCUCGGAUCUCCCGGAGGAGCUCAUUGUCUCGCGGAAGGAGCUCAAGGGCAAAAAGGUGGUCGGCUCAGGCUCGUUCGGCAAGGUAUACAAGGCGACGUUCCGCGGCAAGCCGGUGGCGUACAAGGUCAUGCUGGUCACCUUCCUCAACCACCGCAACAUCAUCUCGAUCUACGGGGUGGUGCAGGACAAGUCGUCGGUCGGGGUGAUCAUGGAGUACUGCCCGACCGAUCUCGAGGCAGCACAGGCCUCGCUUGCUCCGCUCGCCAUCCUCAAGGUUGCACACGGCAUCUGCUCCGGCAUGGCCUACCUUCACUCGCUCAGGAUCAUCCACCGUGAUCUCAAGUCGGCCAACAUCCUGCUCGACGUCGACGGUGACGUCCGCAUCAUCGAUUUUGGCCUCUCGCGCCUCCUUCCCUCGCAGCCCGAGGAGAUGACGCUCGGCACCGGCUCGCCGGACUUUAUGGCGCCCGAGAUGAAGACUGUCUCGCAGCGGAUGCGCGACGCCGAGGCUGUCGAGGCCGCGGCCUCGACAGCCUCGGCCGACGAGACCGGCGAGACCCGUGGCGCGUCGGCGUCGUCGUCGUACUCACCACCGCCGCCGUCGCCGUCGCCCGACGCGCCGCCGUCGCCGCUCCCGGCAUCGGCCUCGCACUCCUCCGACGCGCACCCGUCGGAGACCGAGCUCACCCCCGUGCCCGACGAGGCGUCCUCGGGCAAAAAGUCGUGGUUCCGCCGCUGGCGCUCGAACAAGAGCGCGUCGCCAGAGUCGUCAGCGGCGUCGCCCUCGUUUGCCGCCGCCGAUCUCCCGCCCAAGGCCGCCACGCCCGAUGCGGUCCGGUCAACCACGUCUUUUCCUGCGCCGCGCAUUGUCCGCUCGGCCACAAACUCGUCGUCGUCGCGCGGCAGCGAGUCAGACGCCGGCGGCGGCGGCACCGCCCGCCGUCGUACCCGCUCGCGCGCUCGCUCGCUGUCAAAGUCCGGUCGGCCCGGCCGUACCCGCUCGAGGUCGCGGACCUCCAAGGGCAACAGGCUCGCACCGCUGGCGGCGGCGGCGUCAGGCUCGUCGUCGUCGUCGUCACAUGCUGGCAAGGCCAACCAUGCGUCGCGAUCCCGGAGCCGAAAGGCCAAGCAGCGGCGCCCAAGCCGGACCCACAAAGGCAAGCGGGCACGCCGCGGCGUCGGCGGCACCGCCUCGGCUUUGUACCCGGGGCACAUGCCGGCGGCGCGCCGUGGACACGGCUCGGUCUCAUACUCGCGUCCGCGGGCCUCGGUCCGCGACCUCCUCAAGCCAUCGACAGGCUACGGCCUUGCGGUCGACGUCUACGCCUUUGGCAAAGUGCUGGAGGAGAUGGCCGCGGCAAACCGGUCGGCGCCGCGGGCGCUGCUCAAGAUUGCCGAGCGGUGCCUCAACCCCAAGCCCGAGGCACGCCCCUCGUUUGACCGUCUCGAGCCCAUGCUCCUCGCCCUCAUCCACAAGAUCUCGCCGGCCAACUCACACCCGUCGUUAGCGUCGGCAGACUCGGGCUCGGGCUCGGGCGACGGUCCGCCGUCGCUCCGCCUUCGCCCCUCGCGCCUCCAGCCAGGCUCCCGCCGCCGCUCCAUGUCGCCCUCGGCCGCCAGACGCCACGUCUCGGCCGCCCGCCGUACCCGGCAGCUCACCGCCAUCUCAUCGGCGUCGGAGGAGUCGACCUCGUCGCACGCUGCGGCAUCGGGCACAAACUCGGGCGCAAACUCGGGCUCGGACUCAGGCUCGUCGUCGUCGACCGCCAUCUCGCCGCCGCGCCCUCUCCACACCAUCCGCAAGAAGCGCGCCGCGACCGCGUCGGCCACCACGCUGGCCUCGGUCUCGCGAUCAGUCUCAUCGCGCCGGCCGGUCCCUUCUCGCCGCCGCUCGCGCUCACGAUCCAAAGAAGCGACUCCUCCGCCAGACCACGUAGCGACGCGCACGACCCGGUCACGCUCGACCGCCCGCCGCCGCUCGCAAAUCCGCAAGCGCUCGCGCUCAAAGUCCAAGAACUCGCGCUCGCCCGCCCGCUCGCUCGCCGAUCUCGGCUCCGGCUCGAUCACGUCCGACUCGUUUGGUUCGGCCACAGGAUAAAGACCAUCCACCCACG